UCAACAGAAGAAGUUAGCGGUUUAGAUUUACAGCAUGGCGAGUAGAUGCUAAUGGAUUGAAGGCGCGAGAUUCGAAGUGCACAAAAGAGCUCAGUUUCCUCCGUUUCGAGGAACAAAUAAUGGCUUGGACUUGGCCUAUACUUGUAGUACUUGUUGUAGUUGCUUAUGUUGUGCAAGCAAAGCCAUGGAAAGCCAAGGGCGAGAAGAAGAAACUACCUCCCGGUCCAAAAGGAUUUCCACUCUUCGGAAGCAUGCACUUACUAGGGAAAUUCCUACAUCAUGAUUUGCAUAAAUUAGCCAAAAAAUAUGGUCCAAUCAUGCAUAUGAGAUUAGGCCUUAUUCCUACCAUUAUUGUUUCCUCCCCUGAAGCAGCAGAGCUUUUCCUUAAGACCCAUGACCUUGUAUUUGCGAGCAGACCGCAUAUUGAAGCUGCAAAGUAUAUGUUCUGGGAGUAUAGGGACUUGGUCUUUGCUCCCUAUGGAUCUUAUUGGCGUUACAUGCGCAAGAUGUGCACUCUAGAGUUGCUUAAUAGUGUCAAAAUAAGUUCUUUCAAAGCAAUAAGGAAAGAAGAAAUUGGCCAAUUGAUUGACACCAUUCAGAAGGCUGCUCGUGAGCGUGUUUCUGUCGAUCUCAGUGCAAAGGUGACAACCUUGAAUGCAGAUAUGAGUUGUAGGAUGGUGUUCGGGAAGAAGUAUUUGGACAAGGAAUUUGACGAGAGGGGUUUCAAGGUUGUUAUCCAAGAGGCCAUGCACUUGGCUGCAAUUCCCAACUUGGGGGAUUUCAUUCCUUUCAUUGCUCCACUUGACCUACAGGGCUACACCAAGCGCAUGAAGGUUGUUGCAAAGGUGUUUGAUGACUUCUUUGAGAAGAUAAUUGAAGAUCAUAUUCUAUCUAAGGAUGAAGAUAGUAAAACCAAAGACUUUGUUGAUGUCAUGUUAAGCCUCAUGGAGUCUGCAGACUCGGAAUACCGUAUUGAACGGCCAAAUAUCAAAGCUGUAAUGUUGGACAUGCUUGUGGCCUCAAUGGAUACUUCAGCAUCUGCGAUAGAGUGGGCAAUAUCAGAACUUAUCAAACAGCCGAGAGUACUAAUGAAAGUCCAAAAAGAACUCGAAACUGUGGUGGGCAUGGAAAGAAUGGUGGAAGAAACAGACUUAGAAAUGUUAGAGUACUUGGACAUGGUAGUAAAGGAAACCUUGAGGCUGCAUCCAGUGGUACCAUUGUUCCAUCAUGCAGCCAUGGAAGAGUGCACAAUCAAUGGCUUUCACAUACCCAAAAAAUCAAGGGUCAUCGUAAACGCUUGGGCAAUCGGGAGAGACCCCAAUGCUUGGAAUGAUCCAGAGAAGUUCAUCCCAGAAAGGUUUUUGGGAAGUAGCAUAGACCUCAAGGGAAGAGACUUCCAACUCAUCCCAUUUGGCGCUGGAAGGAGACAUUGCCCUGGAUUGCAGCUAGGCCUGAUAGUGGUCAAGUUAGUGGUGGCACAACUUGUGCAUUGUUUUGAUUGGGAACUCCCAAAUGGUGUCAUUCCCACUGAGUUGGACAUGACAGAAGAGUUUGGUUUGACGACUCCUAGAGCGAACCAUCUUCUAGCCAUUCCUACAUAUCGUCUUCAUAAGUAG
Molecule: messenger RNA, 1616 nt
Organism: Morus notabilis
Lineage: Eukaryota; Viridiplantae; Streptophyta; Magnoliopsida; Rosales; Moraceae
Product: cytochrome P450 CYP736A12
Exons: 4
Coding region: 120-1616 (498 amino acids)
Molecular function (GO): iron ion binding; monooxygenase activity; oxidoreductase activity, acting on paired donors, with incorporation or reduction of molecular oxygen
Source: RefSeq, a predicted model, not a curated record